GGCCGUGUUCCUCCCCUGAAAAUACGACCGUCCGCUCCGUCGGCGGCGAAGCAGUCCCGCAACGGUAGAACCACGCCGGCGCCGCCGGUCUAGCCCUAUCAUGUAAUGUGCCGCGAAUCGAUGUACCGGGCAGGCCCGUGUUCAUCUGGAGAUAUGGCGGGGUCUCGGCGACGUCGCCCCUCUGCAUCUCCGUCGGCGGCGACGCGCUCCGACGCCCCUCCGCAUCUCCUCCGGCGUCGCAGCGUCUCGAUGCCGUAGAAGCCUCUCCCUGUAUCGGUGCACCUUGCUUAUGCUUGCUCACUGUUAGAACUUCUUGUGAUGUGAUAGAUAGUACUACUAGGAACCUCAAAUUUAAUUUGCCCUCAUUCUUCAAGCUCGCUUGUGGUGUGGAUUGGUUGUCUUGUCUAUUGUGAUGCUCGAAUUUAUCACCGGUGCUGGUCACUGAAGGUUCACAGCAGUACAACCCAUCACAUUUGAGCUCACAACUUAGCAGAAGCAUACGUCUGUGUCUCUUGCUUGCUAGACCUAACUGCAGAGUGUCCUCGGCGCUGCAGAACCAUCCAUGUACGGAAAAAUGCAUAUGUUCAGCAUUGAUCAUGUAGUAUUUCUGAAUUCUGACCAACCAUAUCUGACAAAUAUAAUUGAAGGCGCAAGCAAAAGUGUGUCGUAUUUAGAAAUGUUCAGACCGUGCCUUGAAAAUUAUAAUAUUUUUAACGAUUCAAUGUUAUGCAUGUACGAUUUGUUUUGCUUGUUUUAACAACUUCUGUCAACGUAAAACAAUUAGCAAAAGUGCGCCUCAUUUCUACAUAAUGAUAGUUCUCACACUCGGCUUCUGCAUCAGGCCUAUUUGUCUUAUCGUGCCCCACCUUGGCAGCCUCUAAGAAAGCUAGUAUUCACACAUCGUAAGCUGUCUGUUUGACUAUACCUGGUAACCUUAGAACAUUUUCGGGUGUGGCUGAUGCUAGCAAGUUCUCUUUUGGUGUGGCUAAAAUGAGUAUUUCUGUGCGUACUAAAUUACUAAAUUUGCUUGGACGCUUUGGAACAAGGAUAAAUUGUGUGGAUCACGAUUCAUAACAGGCUCAGCGAGCACAAGGUUUUUUUAUUGUUGUUGCAAGUAGUCUGCGUAAUGUUUUUAGCAUUGUAUAAGUAUUUUCUGGUUUAUAUAGGUACGCCGAGCAAGUCAACCUCAGAUUGCAUUAGAGAGCAAGAAACCCUAUAGUAGGUCUUAUAGAAGAUUCCAUGUAGCACAUUUCUCCAAGCUAUAAAUAGGAUUAGAGAAAUCAGCCACAUUCUGCAACAUAACUAGUAGGAGUACAUUUUGCCCAAUAGUGUCCACCUUACUGUCAGAAAAUCAAAUCUGGAUGCCUUACUUCAGAGUUUGGCAAAGCAAAUCAAUUCGGGUGGCUUGAAAUGCACACAACUCUUUCAAUUAGCAAGAAGAUUGGUCAGUGAACAACAGACAGCCUUGCAACCUUUUAUCUUUAUAUCUUUAUACCCUGCAGCUAGCCAGCCACAACCAAAGAAUUGAUUUCUGUAUUUAGUGAAAUCAAAAAGAUGAAAGAGGGAAAUCAAAGCAAAAGGAAAGAAUAUUACCAGUUUCUUUUAUUCUGUAAGGCAUUUGUGCACACACACAGGAAGGACCCAAAUAUUUUGGCAGAGCAUGUUAGUUGACCCUUUUUGGCUCUCCAAUCCGUCCAUCUGGUAGUGGCACCUGAACAAUCUAUUUGGUGUCCCUCGAGUGAGAUACUCUCUACAUACCCCAGUUGUUUAACUUAACCAAGGAAGUCAGAAAAUUGUUGAAGAGUUGAUCGGAUCUUAAGCCCCAAAUGGAAUUAAUAUAUAUACUGUAGAUCGACGGAUCCAACCAAUUCAUUAUGCGUACAGAGGUUAUCAAGGCGGACACCAUUGAUGCCGCCAUUGAAAGGAUUCUCAGUGAGCUUGGGGCGGACACUAGAAGAAGCAGCAACAGAGAGAAUGCCAUCUAUUUUGAUGGCUGGAACGGGCUUGGGGCAUCUGCGGUCCUGCAAGCCGUAGCCAAACGCCUUGCAGUAUCAAGUGACCUCUCGAUGAGGCCUGCGGGGCUGGAGUUUCAAAAAAUCAUCCACAUUGAUUGCUCAAAGUGGGAGAGCAGAAGAGCUAUGCAGAGGAAAAUUGCAGAGCAGCUGAAGCUUACCGAUUCAGUGAUGGCGAUCUUUGACAAACAAGACGAGGAGGAUGAUUUCAAUGGGUUAGACCAGGUUUUCCGGGCUGAGAUAGCACAAAUUUCCACUGAGAUCUAUCAAACCAUGCAGAAUUGCAGGUUCCUGGUGAUCCUACACAAUGGAGGCAAUGAGGAGAUCGAUAUAUUCAAUCCUGGUCUUUCUCUAUAUGAAUAUGCCAAUAGCAAGAUGUUGUGGACUUUCAGAGGGAGGUUCCGGCUUGACUCCAAGGUGAUAUACAAUGUGAAGAACAGCACAACAACACAUGUUCUUCUUUCAGCUUCAAGAGAUAAGCGAGAUCUGAAGGAGUUUUGGUCUUAUCUAGUGCGCCAUGAGGCUGCACAAGUUUCCUGGAAUAAGCAUGGACAUGCCAUCAUCGAUUCAGAAAUUGCUGCUAAGUGUGUUUCGUAUAUGCUGAAACAAUCCUGGAUUGGCUCUCACAUCAUUGACUACCACUGGGAUAUCCACGCCAGUAACUAUUGGAUAUGUGAUGGCAUCAUUACACUUGCAGGCAUUGACCAAGCAUGGAAAGUUGGCAAUGCUCUGCAGCACGAGGUGCAGUUGUUGUUGGACAUGGGUAGUCAGCUUAACAAUGAUGAAUCAAGACUAAUGACUUUCAGCUCUCAGCUGGCAGCUCUGCUGAGGCUCAGCGUGCUCAAAAUCUCAAGGUGUGCCUUCAGUUUCUCAUCACCUCCUUUCCUCUGUUGCCAUAGCCUGAGAUUCCUGUGUCUUGAGCACUGUCAAGACCUCCAAACAAGAACAAGCACCACCGAUCGUUACCAGUCAGAUGCAGACAAACAGGAGAAGGAGUUGGACAAGAGCCCCAUAAUGUCGUGGCAAUGCUUUCAAAGCUUGUGGGUGCUUGAUGUUCGCUACACAGAUUGGGAUCAGAUCUUGUCCACAGAGGUGGUAGAUCUCAUGACCCAGCUCAGGGAGUUAAACGUGAUUGGAGCCAAGAACUGGGACAUGAGCCAUCUACGGGGAAGGGUGCGUAACAUUCGUAAGCUCCGUGUAUCAAAGUCCACCUGCUUCUUCAAACAUGAUGUGUUCUUAGAGAUUGAAAACAUAGAGCUUCUUGAGUUUUCGGGAAAUACCGUCAGCCGAGGCAUGACAAGCUUAUCUGGGCCAGCAAGCAACAGUAGCCUUAAGACCAUCACUAUUGAUGGAUGUGAUGGGUUAAAAAUAAUCUCUUUCAAGGAUUGCAAAGAAUUGGAGAACCUGUUGUUGAAAGGAUCGAUGUGGGAUCUUGAGGAACUGGAUCUCUCAGGCACAAAAUUAAAAACUCUCGACCUUCGAGGAGUAGAAUCCACACUCCCCGGGCGGAUAAUCCUACUGGGUUGCGAGAGGCUCUGUGCAAUAUUUUGGCCAAAGAGUGUAAUAAAAGAGGAAAAAGAGCGGUAUGUGCUGAGGAUUGACACCACCUCAACAUCAACAUCAACUGGCGGAGAGGAAUCAACACAUGCACAUCCACAGGGUGAUCAAUCCAUCCAGCAGCAGAAAGAAAAACUUUUUAAGGAUGGAUGGCAGAUUUCUUCCACGGAUGCAAGGUUCCUUAGGUCGCUUUCUCCUGUAAGAAGUUAUUUUAGAAAUGCACACUUGCAUAUCGAUAUCUAUUCUUCAGCUAUUCUUGGUGGUAGGAACAUACAACGAACAAGCAGUGACAAACUACCACAUAUCAUGGACUCCGAGUACAGAGACGUCGCGAAGGAUGGCCAUGUUGAAGUGAUAAGCACUCUUUGGCAGGACUCACGCAGAACUUGUAUCAUAAAGGUGAUGAUGAACAGGCAGGGCAACAAGCUCUUGGAGGAUGCUCCAAGUGCUAGUACUAGUGCUUUAUUAUUCCCUGAUUUUAUCUGUGAAGAAGCUACAUCAUUGCACAUAUACGAUAACUCGUCCAUCACCAGUAUCCCGGUACAUCAGGAAGAAUCAGGAUGGACUAACCUAAUGUGGUGCCGGGUCGAGAGGUGCCCCAAGUUACACACAGUCUUCACUAUUCCCAGGGGAAGUCAUGUGGAGGUGCAACUCCGCAAAAUCUGGGGCAGGCCAAUUAAUAAUACUCGUACUACUGCUCCACGCCUGAGGUUCUUGCACCUGGACCACUGCCCCAGGCUCGUCCAUGUGCUCCCCUUCUCCAGAGGGAACAUACUCGCCUCGUGUGCACUCCACACCCUAGAGAUACUAGAGAUAGUGUACUGCAGUGACCUCAAGGAGGUAUUCCCUUUGGAUCUAGAGCUUCACGCGCAGGAUGAUAUGGUUAUAAAAUUCCCCAGCCUGAGGUGCAUCCACCUGCACGAGCUCCCCACGCUGCAGCGCAUCUGUGGGCGCAGGAUGUACGCGCCUAACCUAGAGAUCAUCAAGAUCAGGGGCUGCUGGAGCCUUAAGCGUCUGCCAGCGGUCGAGAGUAACACCAAGCCGCCCAAGGUGGACUGCGAGAAGGAAUGGUGGGACAACCUAGAGUGGGACGGGCUGGAGGAGCACCACCACCCUUCCCUCUACGAGUCGAGCCACUCAUUGUACUACAAGACCCAGCUCCCCAGAGCCAGCCUACUUAGGUGA
Molecule: messenger RNA, 4754 nt
Organism: Lolium perenne
Lineage: Eukaryota; Viridiplantae; Streptophyta; Magnoliopsida; Poales; Poaceae
Source: RefSeq, a predicted model, not a curated record